GACAAACCACAGGAUGGAAGAAAAUAUUUGCAAUACAUAAAUCUGAUGAAGAAUAUGUGUUUUAGCUGAGCGCAGUGGUGACACGCACCUGUAGUCUCAGCUGCGCAGGAGGCUGAGGUGGGAGCAUCGCCUGAGCCCCGGAGAUCAAGGCUGCAGUGAGCCACGAUGGCACCACUGCACUCCAGCCUGGGUGACAGAGUGAGGCCCUAUCCGCCACCCCACCCCACCCCACCCCACCAAAAAAGGUGUAUGUUACAACUCCACCCGAUUAAACAAAAUGGGCAGAAGAUAUGAGCAGACACUUCAGAAAAGAUACGUAAGUGGCUAAUAAGCACAUGGAAAGAUGCCAUUGUUAGUCUUCAGGGAAAUGCGAACAACACAGAUGCCUGCACGUGCACGGCACCCUGCGUGCACCCGCACUACCAGUGGGAGGGCAAACAGCACAGCCCCUGUGGAAGAUGGCUGCAGUUUCUCAGAAAGUUAAACAUGCACCUCCCUGUGGGCCAGCCGCUCUGCUCCCAAGAGAAAUGAAGACAGAUGUCCACAUGAGGACAUGUGCCAGGGCCUCUGCUGCAGCUUCAUCCAGUCACCAGGAACUGGGAGCAGCCCAGGCACCCACCGGCAGGCGAUGGGUAAUGGUGGCGAUGUUUGGCCACACGGUGGAAAAAUCCUUUGGCUGUGGAAAGGAAGAAAGUGCAGAUAAAACAACAUGGAAGGAUCUGAAGGACUGGGCCGGGGUCUGCAGGGCUCAGCUGAACCCAUGAACUCCCAGAGCUAACCCCUGACCACCAGGGCGGGCAAAGGGCUGAUGUCGGUAUCUCCCAUCCUGGAGGGGCAGGCCUUGCGCAUCUGCUCCUGGCAUGGCGCUGCGGCACCUUGUCUUCCUGGCGGGCCUUCUGGUGGGAGUUGCAAGCAAGUCCAUGGAGAACAUGGCCCAGCUGCCCGAGUGCUGUGUGGAUGUGGUGGGCGUCAACGCCAGCUGCCCAGGCGCAAGCGUAUGUGGCCCAGGCUGCUACAGGCACUGGAACGCGGACGGGAGCGCCAGCUGUGUCCGCUGUGGGAACGCAACCCUCCCAGCCUACAAUGGCUCCGAGUGUAGAAGCUUCGCUGGCCGGGGUGCGCCAUUCCCCAUGAACAGAAGCUCAGGGACCCCUGGGCGGCCACAUCCCGGUAAGUCUCAGCAGGCCAUGGCCACCUCUGCUGGUGUCCUGGGGGCUGGGGGCUGUCAGAGCCAGUGCAGACCCUGACCACUGAUGCGGCCACAGCAGGCUCAGGGUCCGCAAAACAGGGCCAGAGGAGAGUGCGGCAGCCCCUGCAACUUGGGGUCAGCUGACAUGGGUGGGGAUGUGGGGGCGUCACCAGGGCUCCACCACAUCUCCAAAGGGCCGUAAUUAGGGGAGGCCCUCAUGGCCACACCGCACACUCUCAGGGUCACGCAGCUCACAGCCACGCUCUCAGGUUCACGCUCACGGCCACACCGCAUGCUCUCAGGUCCCCGCUCACGACCACACCACACGCUCAGGUUCACACGGCCACACCUCACACUCUCAGGUUCACGCUCACAGCUCACGGACACACCGCACGCUCUCAGGUUCACACGGCCACACCGCACACUCAGGUUCACGCUCACGGCUCACGGACGCACCGCACGCUCUCAGGGUCACGCAGCUCACAGCCACACGCUCUCAGGUUCACACUCACGGCUCACGGCCACACCACAUGCUCUCAGGUCCCCGCUCACGGCCACACCGCACGCUCUCAGGUUCACACGGACACACCGCACGCUCUCAGGUUCACGCUCACGGCUCACGGACACACCGCACGCUCUCAGGUUCACACGGCCACACCGCACACUCAGGUUCACGCUCACGGCUCACGGACGCACCGCACGCUCUCAGGGUCAUGCAGCUCACAGCCACACGCUCUCAGGUUCACACUCACGGCUCACGGCCACACCACAUGCUCUCAGGUCCCCGCUCACGGCCACACCGCACGCUCUCAGGUUCACACGGACACACCGCACGCUCUCAGGUUCACGCUCACGGCUCACGGACACACCGCACGCUCUCAGGUUCACACGGCCACACCGCACACUCUCAGGUUCACGCUCACGGCUCACGGACACACCGCACGCUCUCAGGUUCACACGGCCACACCGCACGCUCUCAGGUUCACGCUCACGGCUCACGGACACACCGCAUGCUCUCAGGUUCACACAGCCACACUGCACGCGCUCAGGUUCACGCUCACGGCUCACGGACACACCGCACGCUCUCAGGUUCACGCUCACGGCUCACGGACACACCGCACGCUUUCAGGUUCACAUGGCCACACCGCACACUCUCAGGGGCACGCUUACAGCUUGGUCCUGCCUCUGCCUCGCCCCAAACCCACCCCAGCCUGCGGUCACAGUCCCAGGAACCAGGAGGAGCAGGGGCUCUGAGGUCCGUGCUAAUCAUGCCCAGCAGCUCUUCCAGGGUGUAUGGCCCCGGGAGACGGCAGACACGCAGGCUGGACAGGAAUACCUGCCACACUGCCUGGGCCUGGGGCCAUCAACACCUGAUCCUCAGGAGGACACAGGGCCCGUCUCCCAGACGGACUCGUCUCCUGGGCCUCUGAACCCACCUGAGAUGUGGGCACGGCUUACAGACCCUCAUCCUUCAGCAGAGGAGGACACGCUGGCCCUGGGGCCGGGGCUGAGGGCUGUGUUCUGAGACGGCAAAACCCUCAUGUCUUUAGAGCAUGGACCCGGGCCCUGAGCUAGCCUGGGUCCAUUGCUGACCUGAGUGGCGUGUUUUAGGGUAGGGUUGGCCUAGAUGGGCUCCUGGCCUCCUGUGGCUCUGUGCCGGGGUUGGAAGGAGCAAGGCCUCCAGCCUGGCAAACACGCCUGUGUCUCCGGGUUGGGAAGUCCCCUCCCCAGCAUCUCAGAGCACACCCAGCAGCCAUCGCCAACUUUCCUGAGCCCCAGGCCAGCAGCCCUGGCCCGUCCUGGCCCAGGCAGGUGGAGGUGAGGUGGGAGGUCCUGGCCCAGGCAGGUGGAGGUGAGUGGGAAGGUCCUGGCCCAGGCAG
Messenger RNA from Rhinopithecus roxellana (golden snub-nosed monkey), 3069 nucleotides. RefSeq names its product chromosome 12 C1orf159 homolog (gene C12H1orf159). The record is from RefSeq and is a predicted model, not a curated record. Bases 1407 to 2714 code for a protein of 435 amino acids. The transcript has 6 exons. Lineage: Eukaryota; Metazoa; Chordata; Mammalia; Primates; Cercopithecidae.